AACAGAAAUCGUCGGGUUGAUUCGUAUAUUGCUUUGCACAAUGGUUUUAGUUUCUGCCAGUUAUUUGUGAUGAACGGAUGUCCGUUAUAGUCGAACAUUUAUCAAAAUCUAACUUUAAAUGGUGAUUUAUUGUUUAUGCUGGAAGUAAAUAAAGAACAUACGGUGUGUUACGGAUGUGCAGAAUCGAUUAUAUGUCAAAAGGAUAAAAGAAAUGGAUAAUUUUCGUGUUAGCUGGUGUUUGUAAUAAAAAAAAAAAUUAUUUCAAAUAAAACGAUUUCAACCUCGGGGAAAUUUAAAAAAAAAACGGUUGUGUGUUCAAUCAGUCUCGAACGUUAUAUUGAUACCGUGGAACGGAGGAUAAAUAUUCAUACUUUGAGUCGAGUGAAACGUUACGAGAAUUUUUCAAAAAAAAAAUAAUUUUAAAUUAAUUUGUGAAUCACCUUAACAUGUGGAUUACCGAAGGUGUUUCUAGUGUGCUUCUAAUUGAUUCGCUGUGAAUGUUGAAAUAUAAUGUAAAUCAAUAUAACGAAAUUCAAAUUUUAUCAUUGGAAAAAAUAAAACGUCACCCGAAGUGGUCUCCAUAAAGUGGUUAAAAUUAUUACACAUUUGCAUUUGGAUAUUGCGCAAAGUUUUUCGAUCAAAACGAAAAUGUUAACGUCAAGCAAUCAGUAUAUCAGACCGGAUUAUUUAGCACCAAUGCCGAAUGCACUGGAUGCCAAGAACAGCCCAUUAGCAUUAUUGGCACAAACAUGCAGUGCCAUCGGUUCGGAUGCACCAAAUGCGAAAUUAAUUUCGAACAUGGAAAAAAGCUCAAAGUCCCACAAAACCGACAACCGUGACAAAUCGUCGCCGGGCAGCCAGCACUCGUCACUGUCGAACAGCUCUAGUGAAAUUCAACAGAAAUCUAGCUUCAAACCGUACGAGUCGUCAUUUAGAGAACAAAGAACUGUAACGACACCGGAGGAUCGUUCAACGUCCGUGCAUCGAAUAAAAACACCGAAAACAUCCAGCACACCUAUGCAGUCAACGACAAACGGACGAUGUGAAUCAAACCAAAGUGCUUCAUCGCAACGUGCAUCUCCGGCAACGAAUUCGCGAAAAACGCCUUCAAAUUCAGAACAUAAUGCUAGUCCACAUCGUGCCUCAUCGAAAGAAUCGUCUAGUAUACCAAUAAGUAUGUCACAAGGCAGUCCAUUAUAUAGUUCAUCCAAGUUAUCCGAUUCGACACGCGAAUCGUCCGUCAGCUAUCCGAAAACCUCGUCGGCAAUUCCAGUAACAAGUUCAUCAGCUUUCUUCAGUGGUUACACGUCUCCAGGUCUUCCAUAUCCAAUGGAUUUAAUGGCGGCUAGUGCUUUAAUGUCACCACAUCACGCAAUGUUCAAAGCAGCAUCCAUGAAUCCAUAUUUGAAUUAUGCCCGAAUGAAAGUGCCUGGUGCAACGGACUCAAUGAUGCCUGUCUGUCGAGAUCCAUACUGUACGGGCUGUGCAUUGAGUCCACAUAUGAUGGGCAAAUCUCCCGGUACACCGUGCCCAGCCGGUUGUACGCAAUGUGACCACAGUAGCGCUUCAAAAUCGUAUGCAUCUCAACUAUCAGCCGCACAUGGACAAGUAGCUGCUGCGUACGCUCAUGCACAACUGGCCGCCCUGGCUGCAGCCUCUCAGUUGCCGUAUAUAUGUAAUUGGAUUGCCGGCGAUGCUGCUUAUUGUGGCAAGCGAUUCGGUACGUCCGACGAACUGUUGUCCCAUUUACGAUCGCACACAUCAUCGAUUCCGGAGGCUAUGCUAACACAAGCGGCAGCGACUGGCCUACCGCCAAAUCAUCCACUUUUCCAAAGAAACUAUCCCACACCACCGUUAAGUCCAGCAAGAUAUCAGCCAUAUCAUUUAAGUAAACCGUCCCUGAUGCCACCAUCAUUAGCUCCACCGCCGUCAUUAGCUGGAUUACCAAUGCCACAUCCAUCGUUAGCGCAAUACUUUUCGCCAUAUUCACUAUAUGGUCCACGAAUUGGCCAAUCACAUCCUUAGUAGUGUAUUUAUGACCGAGAAAAAAGAAAGAAAAGAAAUUUGAAAAGUCAACCGACCGAUUUUCUCGUUUUUUUUUUCUUUUCGAUUAAAUUUUCUUUUUCUUUUGAUUUCAUUUCGUUUUUUUAUUGUAAUUUAAUUUUGUUGCUCAUGUGCAUUUGUAUGUUAUACAGAGAAUGAAAAGACAUUUCUUCUACCCGUUUAUUUGAAACAAAACAAAAAUCUUACACUCAAAUUAUAACCAGCUCGUGAUAUGUGUAAAUUACAAAAUAAUUAAUAUAAUAAUUUCAUCCAAUUAUGAUAAAA
Molecule: messenger RNA, 2328 nt
Organism: Bradysia coprophila
Lineage: Eukaryota; Metazoa; Arthropoda; Insecta; Diptera; Sciaridae
Gene: elB
Product: zinc finger protein elbow B
Biological process (GO): negative regulation of DNA-templated transcription
Cellular component (GO): nucleus
Source: RefSeq, a predicted model, not a curated record